Fusarium fujikuroi IMI 58289 is the source of this 1086-nucleotide messenger RNA. RefSeq names its product probable pectate lyase. The transcript is spliced from 2 exons. The coding region runs from base 1 to 1086 and encodes 361 amino acids. Gene Ontology annotation, molecular function: pectate lyase activity. Gene Ontology annotation, cellular component: extracellular region. Gene Ontology annotation, biological process: pectin catabolic process. The record is from RefSeq and is a predicted model, not a curated record. NCBI's taxonomy places the organism in Eukaryota, Fungi, Ascomycota, Sordariomycetes, Hypocreales, Nectriaceae.
AUGGCGGCCACGCUGGCCAUUGGUGCUUAUGCCGCUCCCGCUCCUCUCAUUACUGGAGCUCCAUCCCUCUCCCGCCGUCAGGAUAGCGAGGGUGGCUCCGGUGGUUCUGGUGGAAGCAGUGUUCUCGAUGCUCCCAUGACCAUCGCUGCCGGCGAGUCAUUCGACGGCGGCAAUGCUAUCUUCGACCGUGGUGUUUCUUGCACUGGUCAGGAGGAGGGCGGUGACUCUGAUGCCGUCUUUAUCCUCGAGAAGGGUGCCACUCUUUCUAACGUCCGCAUUGGUCCCAACCAGAUUGAGGGUGUUCACUGCAACGGUGGCUGCACUCUCAACAAUGUUGUCUGGGACGCCGUCUGCGAGGAUGCUUUCUCUAUCAAGAAGCAGGAAGAUGGGGAGACCACUACCAUCAACGGUGGCGGCGCUACCGGCGCCGAGGACAAGGUCAUCCAGCACAACGGUGGAGGUACCGUCAUCAUCAAGGACUUCGAGGUCUCUGACUUUGGUAAGCUCUACCGCAGCUGCGGUAACUGCAAGGAGAUGCCCGCCCGCCACGUCGAGAUCUCUGGUGGUUCUGCCAGCAACGGAAAGAUCCUCGUCGGCAUCAACCCCAACAUGGGUGACACCGCCAAGAUCUCCGGCAUCCAGCUCACAAACGUUCCCAAGGAGUGCAUCACUUUCGAGGGUGUCACUGACGGCAGUGAGCCCAAGGAGGUUGGCACCUGCGACUCCAAUGCUGGCUCUGGUUCCGGCUCCGGCUCUGGAGACUCUACUGAGGCCCCUGCUACCCCUACUACUCCUGCCGAUGGCUCUGAGACCCCUGCCGCAUCUGAAGUUGCUGACCCUGUUGAGACCUCCAGCGAUGGCUCUCAGGGUGACGACCAGUCCGGUGACGACCAGUCCGGCGACAACAAUGAUUCUGAGAACGAUGAUUCUGAUGAUGACAACAAGGACGACAACUCUGAUGAUGAGAACAAGGAUGAUCAGUCUGACAACGAGAACCAGGACCAAGACUCUGAGUCUGAUAACCAGCAGGCCCAGCCUUCUCAACCCAACUUCAACUUUGGAAGCGGCGGCUUCGGUGGCUUCUAA